AAUAGCCACAGAAAAAGAACUGUUAGUUCUUCUCGUCUCAAACAACCAGGGAGACUCUGUUGGAUAAAUCGUAGCAAUGUCAGACGAUAAGAAUCCUCUGGGUCAGCUCAGGGACCUGGUGGAGCUGAAAGACCAGCUGGAGGACAUCCAGAAACGAGUGGAGGAUGAAAUACAAGCUGGGAUUCCUCCUGGAGGCAGUCUGCUCGCUUCUCCGUUCUUGAAGGGUUUCCUUGCCGGUUACGUGGUUGCCAGGCUACGCUCUUCGGCGCUGAUGGGAGUCGCAAUAGGAACAUGCACAGGGAUGUACGCGGCACAAAACUAUGCUGUACCAAAUAUCGAAAACACCGUCAAGGAGUACAUACAGAACCUGAAAGGACGACGUAAAUGAGGAGGAAGUGGCAAAAUAGAGAAAGUUUACAACAUCGAAGUGACGCUGGUACAGCUCUGAUCUGCUCUUUAUAUAACACUCAGUCCCAAUUUGAUAACUAUUUUUAUUUUUUUUGUAUCAUGUUGAGCUAAAUUCAUCCUAAAUGCAGAGAGCAUUUAAUGAGAAUUAAAAUGAAAAUAUUUGCAGUUGAAAAGAGGAGAAAAUAUGUAUUUUGAGAGGAUCCCCAGAGAUGGAAAUGGAAACGCAUUGUGACAAUUUUACCAAACAAAAGUGGGGAGAACAAAAAAAAAACAAUACAUUGGUCAGUUUCAACA
Messenger RNA from Poeciliopsis prolifica (blackstripe livebearer), 702 nucleotides. Its product is annotated as SLC35A4 upstream open reading frame protein-like. NCBI's taxonomy places the organism in Eukaryota, Metazoa, Chordata, Actinopteri, Cyprinodontiformes, Poeciliidae. The record is from RefSeq and is a predicted model, not a curated record. The coding region runs from base 77 to 388 and encodes 103 amino acids. The transcript has 3 exons.